Messenger RNA from Diachasma alloeum, 3442 nucleotides. RefSeq names its product neurochondrin homolog. Gene Ontology annotation, cellular component: dendrite. The record is from RefSeq and is a predicted model, not a curated record. Lineage: Eukaryota; Metazoa; Arthropoda; Insecta; Hymenoptera; Braconidae. The transcript is spliced from 5 exons. Gene Ontology annotation, biological process: regulation of neuronal synaptic plasticity; neuron projection development. The coding region runs from base 319 to 3252 and encodes 977 amino acids.
UGUCCCCAGACCCCAUCCCCCGCAGCUUUCAGACGACUAGUCCUCAGCUGAGUUGAACCACGCACUUGAACUCAUACAAAUCUCAAUAAUUUUCCAUGAUUCAUCAGUGAGGAAAAAAACUCUCACUUAUGUCUGACCGUCGUCACUCGUCAUCGACCAAGGACACGGACAACUCGCCUAUAAUAAAUUCUCUCAUACCAAUUACAUGUCGUACGACACGUGUGGAAGUAAGUGAAUCGUCGAGGAACCCAAUAACACCCAGUAAUUAGCUUAACAGGUGGACUGCUAGCUAUUCGUCGUUUGGAGAUUGAACCCCCGAUGGCAUUGUAUCGCGAUAAGAACGACAGAAGCGCCUCGAUCACGACGAUUUUCUUCGACCUGGAUAAUACCCUCAUUGAGACAAGAAAGGGUGAUAGUUUAGCCUGCAAAAAGGGUGUGACGAAAUGUGCGUCAAUACUGAAAACUGUGACCAGCGAUUCCGAAAAAUUCGCUGCCCUCUUCAUGGUAACAAAGUUAGUGGACAAAAAUUGUAGUGUCGAGGCUAAAAAGCUCCUGUUCGAGGCGAUCGGUUCGAAAUUCCUGAAGAAGCUUCUGCUGAGUAACGAGGUCCCAGUGGACUGUCCCCCCCAGGUCUGCAAGUCAGUGGCGCUGUCGAUCCUCUCGGCCUUCUGCGUGGAGCCGGAGCUGGCCUCCCACCAGGAGAUGAUAGUCCAGGUGCCGGGGCUGCUGGAGAUAGUCUCGCAGUCGGAGGACGACGCAUCGGACGACAGCCUUCUAGCCGUUAGCGAGGCCUACACAGUCCUCCAGGCGAUCGCGCAGCACUCGCCGGGGCAGAAGGCCCUCCUGGAGGAGAAGGCGAUCCCGAAGAUGUGCGAGAUCUACUCGGAGAAGAGCUUCCAGACGGACGAGGCGCUGAACAUCCUGGUGACACUGGUCUCGAGGCUGGGAGCAGAGGCCUGGGACGCGAGGGACCCAGGCCCCUUCCACGGUAUCCUGAACAAAAUAGCCCUGGACUUCGAGACGGAUCACUCAGAGCGCAAGUUCGAGCUCUGCCCGAUCCUCCAGGCGCUGAUAUCCUCCUCCCGGAAGGAGGCGGUUGCGGACUCCUGCAAGGAGGAGUCCUGGCCGCAGAGCCUGCACAAGGGCCUCUCCGACAUCCUCUGCUCGAAGAUCGGCAAGAGCCAGAGGGACCCGGCGCUGAAGCUGGCGGCAGCCAUUCUGGAGCUCCUCGGCGCCGAGUGGACGCUGAUGGACGAGGAGAAGCCCAAGGUCCUCUUCCUCAUGCUGAUACAGCUGGCCUCCAUCGAGGUGAGGAUGCAGCUGGAGGGCAAGCAGCUGAAGACUGUCGUCCAGAACGGGGAGUUGAUAACAGCCUGCUUCGUCAUCCUGGAGAUUUGCCUGUCGUACAUAACGACUGAUCAGCUCGACCUCGAGCAGAAGGAGAAGCAGUCCCUGUACACGGCGUUGAAGGGGGCCUUCUCGGCGGUGAUUGGACUCCUCGGGGCAGUAUCCAAGAUGAAGGAGUUGACGGACAUCGGGGAACGCGUCUUCGUCUGCGCGAUGGUGAGGGUUUUGGCCGCCUGGCUCGCCCAGGAGACGUCGGCCAUGCGGCCACAGGUGUACGCAGUCCUGCCGUUCAUGAUGUCGGUGGCCAACGACACCUUCUACGCCAACAGAAAUCGGAAGAUGACGGAGAAGGCCAGGGCCGCUGCCAGGGCUGAGGAGGGCGCCUCCUCGGAGGUCGUGCACGAUCCUCUGAGUGAUGUUGACGUUCUCAGGGUGAUGCUCCCCGCGCUGUGUUAUCUGGCCGUUGAGGAGGAGGCGAGGAAGAUUCUGCUGAAGCACAAGCAGGAGGAGGUGCUGUUCGAGUGUCUGUCGUACCACUGGACCAUCGUUCAUUACAAGAAGCCACCGGUGCCGAGGGCAGAGCGUCUCAAGGCACUCAAGGAACCCCAGAAGGAACUCGACCCCAAGACUCUGGAGGAGAUGAAGGACUCCAGGGCUGCCAUGGUCUCCAUCUGCAAUGUUCUCAUGAAUAUCACGGUUCUUGAGGCCAAACUCGUCGAGCAGUCCGCGACAUUCGUGUCCAUACUCAAGUUUAUUUUUAAUAAUCUUCCGGAGCUGAAGCAGAUCAGCGAGAAUCUCGUGCUUCAUGGGCAUCUCGCUGUUCUCGGGCUGCUCCUACUCAAGCAGCAGGCGAAGCUCGUCAAGAAGAACGAUUUCAGUAUUUGUCGGUAUAUUCAGGCCACCAUCAGGUUCCUCUGGGACGCCUACGUCGUGGACGAGAGCAGCGACCCCACGGAGCUCGUCGUUGCCAUGUUCUAUAAGGAGCACUGGAUGGAGAUCAUGGAGCUCUGGUUCCUCGGCAUGCAGACCAUGGCUGGGGUCUUCGCCCUCAUACCCUGGCUGACCGAAUUCGCUAUUGAGUCUGGGUGGAUCGAGGGCAUGAUCGAGAUACUCAAGAAAGUCAGGAUUGGCUCGCUACCCCCCAAUGUCAAGUCCGCUUAUGAGGAUUUACUCUGUCAUCUUGUCAAGGCUGACUCCAAUGUCGUCUCGGUUUUGAAGAAGAAUGGGGCACUCACUUUAACGGAGGAACUGACACAGCUGUACAAUGUACCGCAAGAGACAGCUUCGCGAAUCACGGCGAAUUAUCUCAAGCAGUUUAGAAAGUGUCCCGACAAUCCGGCGUACGAUUUGGACACUUGGAGGGAGUCGUUGUGGGCUAAGGCUCUGGGAAAGUACUCGCAUGUCACGGGGAAGGUUUACGAGAGGUGGUUGUACCUGAGGUACUGUUAUUUGAAGAUGCCGGGGGACACGGUGGAGAUGCUGGUGGAGCUGAGGAAGAAGUAUCUGCUGGGGCUGAUCACGAAUGGGCCGUCCUGUGCGCAGAGGGAGAAGGUGCGGCGGCUGGAGCUGGCGCGGUAUUUCGAUAUCGUUCUGGUGUCCGGGGAUCUGCCCUGGGAGAAACCCCAGGCCGAGAUUUUUCAGGAGGCCUGUCGCUCCUUGGGGGUGCGGCCCUCCAAUUGUAUUAUGAUCGGGGAUAAGUUGGAGAGUGACAUCAAAGGGGGAAUCGAGAGUGGCCUAGCCGGCACCGUCUGGAUCCCACUCUCCGACAAAACCCGGCCAUCGCCGGACGACCCCAAGCCCGACUACACCAUCAAACACAUCACCGAUCUCAUGGCGAUCCUGAACAAGCGGCCUGGCGCCCCGGAGCUCGAGGACUCCUCCUCCAACGCUUCGGACGGAAGUUGAUCGUUCUCUCCUGACGAGGGCUAGCAAUAAUUGAAUUUCCGUUCAAGUUAUAGAAAUCACACAAUUAUUCGAGGCACCUAUUUUUCGGGGAAGUAGAUCAGGGGAGGGUGGGGUUAAACGGACACUUUAGACUUUUUUUCAAUUAUUCAUAACUCAGAAACUAAUUGAUCAAUUGAGCUCAGUUUGGGCU